AUGGCUGCUCAGGCAAAGUUAAAUACAACCAGAAAAAGAAAUGCUACUAAUAAUAAAAAUGAUCCUCGAAAUCCUCGUACAGUAUUUAUUGAUAACAUUCCUCUGUCAACUAAAAAGAAGGACAUACUCAAGCUGGUCUUCCCCUUUGGUUCGGUCGAGUCACUACGGCAACGAUCAGUUGUGGUUUCUCCUGGUAAGCUUCCUGUUGGAGUUGCUAGGAAACUCGGAAAACAGUUGACAGGGACGACUACUAAUUUCUAUGUUGUUAUGGAGAUGGAGGAGUCAGCUAGUGCUUGUUUGGAGUUGAAUGGACAAGAGGUUGAUGGGAGGCAUAUUAGGGUUGAUCUGGCCACACCUACUAAUGACACUCACUGUUUUGUGUUUGUAGGUAAUGUACCUUUUGGUGUUAAUGAAGAGAAACUGAGAAAAGUAUUUGAGUAAGUACAUG
This is a messenger RNA of Amphimedon queenslandica, 448 nucleotides long. RefSeq names its product RNA-binding protein 34-like. The record is from RefSeq and is a predicted model, not a curated record. Gene Ontology annotation, biological process: chloroplast rRNA processing. Gene Ontology annotation, molecular function: mRNA binding. The transcript is spliced from 2 exons. NCBI's taxonomy places the organism in Eukaryota, Metazoa, Porifera, Demospongiae, Haplosclerida, Niphatidae. Gene Ontology annotation, cellular component: chloroplast thylakoid membrane. The coding region runs from base 1 to 441 and encodes 146 amino acids.